CAGCCCCGUUCGGAAAUGGACGCACAGCGGAGAAAGGCGCGAGCACGCAGCUGAUCGAGCGAGCGAGCCGAAAACCAAGGGCCAGCGAGCAGAUCGCGCUGCGACGCUGCAGCGAAACGCAGGGGAUAGUGGAGGCCACCGAUGUCCAGGGCCGCACGAUGGCCGGGGCGCUGUCCGAGAGUGCCCCCAGGCCAGUGAGCGUGGUCCGCGUCGACGGCGAGGCAGCGUCGUCCGAGCAGCAGCAGCAGCAGCAGCAGCCGCCGCCACCGCCGCCGCCACCACUGGCGAGCGCCGGCCAUGACCAGGUGACGGUGGUGAGCACCUGCGGCGGUGGGGACGCCGUCGCCGCGACGACGACGCUGCCGGCGCGCUCGUUCGCCUCCACCGAGGCCCAGACCGAGCAGCUGUCGCCGCAGAUGCUGCUCGGGCCGCAGGCGCUCAGCAGCCACGCGGAGCUGCUGUCGGAAGAGCUGAGGGACGCGCGGCGCCGGGAGAGGCGGAUGCGCCGCCAGCACCGCCGGGCGAUGCAGCGGGCGAGCGGCGCCGCGGCGGCCGCGGCCGCGGCCGCCGCGGUCAACGGGGCCUGCGCCGCCGCCGGCGUGCCGCCCACCUACCCGGGCCUGCUGGCCGCGGCGGGCCACGCCGCCGUGCCGCCCUCGGCGGCCGCCGCGCACUCCGGCUUCCUGCACCCGCCGCCGGCGCACCUUGGCCUCCGGGGACUCAGUCUCGGACUGCCCUUCCCCGUGCCGGCCAGCGUGUCCGCCUUCGGCAGGUCAGUUAAUCCUGAUGAUCAGCAGCGCCUCGUGGACGCGGUGCCCAAGCAGUGCUGUGGACUUGGCUCGCCUCCGGUGCGCUGGUCGAUCCUCGGCGUUGGCGUGGUCGGACUCGUGUGCGCUGGUGCGGGCGCACUGCUCGGCGCGCUCCGAGCCACUGGACGCGACCACAUCGCCGUCGCUUUGCUCAUGAUUGGGAUCGGCGUGGUGCUGGUGACGGUGAGCGCGGUGGCUUGGCGAGUGACCAGUCGAGAAAACUGCAGUGGCUUCUUCGGACUGACGGGCAGAAUUCCGGCCGCGAGGCCGAUGCAUCCCUACGCCGCCAUGAUUUAUCCCGAGUUUCAGUUCCGAACUCCACCUCCCAGUUAUCAGGCGAGCAUGCAGGAGUACAGGCUACGACUGUUGCUGUUGGAUCGGCUGCAGCCGACCUCGUCGCCGCCGCCGACGUACAGGUCGAACGCGGGCAGCCUGGUGGCGAACGGACUCGGGGCGAUGAACGGCACGACGCCGGCCAUAACCGGUCCUCACCACGCGAGCCACCAUCACCACUCGAUGGUGGGCACGGUGGGUCGCAACGGCGAGAGCCGACCGCCGAGUUAUUGCGGCCAUCGCGUGGUCGCGCCGACCACUCAGACCACUCAUCACGGACUGCCACCCACUUCCAAGAAGGACGCCAAUCUGGUGCGCAUCGUUCAAACCGAGAGCGAGCCCGUGAUCCUCAGCGGCGACCAGACGCCGCCGUGUGCCGCUGUCGAAGUACUCGCUCAUCUUUAGUCAGCCAAGACACUCUUAUCCCUCUUACUUCCUUCUUUCCUCACUGUGUUCUUUAGCGCUCAGAGCGCCAUUUGUCACAGUUCUCGCGUGUGUAUGUGUGUGUGCGCGCGUGUGUGUAAACGCGUAUGUAUGUGUGUGACGAGCCAGACGACCCCUUCCUUGUUGGCGACUGUCAUUCCGAUCUUGAAUGUAUCGUCGUUCGGCCCACUUGUUCUGUAUAUAUACUCGAAAACAAAUCGGAAUAAUAACGACGGAAACAAACAUCAUUUACGAUGUUUAUCUAUGAAUGCGUUUACCUUUAGUUGCACUCUGUAAAUAUGGUACUCUGCACGUCUUCUGUUCAUAGCGCUUGAUGCUGCGUGUGUAUACUUUUUAUUGUAAAUAAUCGACGAGAGACGUGCAACUUUUUAUUGGAGAGAAGGAAUCAUUAUUCGGUUUUGCGCAUAAUACGAUUACUUUUCUUUUUUCGUUUAUUCUUCCAAUGAUUUCGUUUUAAUAAUUGAGGAAUAGCCGUCGUCAAGUUAAUCCAACUGCUAUUGUAUUUUAUGCUAAUUGUGCCAUAAGAUUACUUUUCAUUUCAGUAUCCGCUUAAAAAGCAAAAUCAAUUGCUUCAAAAUUGCAAACAUGAAAUGAAUGGUGCUGGUAUAACAGUUGAUACACGUAACACUUAUAUACCCUUUUAAUAUAUUUGAAAUUGUUGUCAACGUGGAGUUGUAACACUUUUUUACCAAGCCCUUUGACUUUCCAUGUAGGUAUUUUGUAUCCCGAUACCUUAAAUUUUGGGAUAAUAGCGCCACGAAAAAAAAAUUCAAAAUUUAUCAAAUUAUUAAUAUCGUUAGAGUGAAAAUAUAAUAUUAUGUUUUUCCACGAAAAGAAAAUUGCAAUGACAUAUGUGCAUAAUAAUAACGAUUUUUUUCAUUUUUAAUUAUGCAAUGGACUGAUAAAUUUAUGUAUUUACGUUACACAAAAGAAAAAAUACAUCAUACUCAAUACAUGUAUCUAAAUAAAAAAAUCUGUAUCAAAGACGUAAUUAUUUUUCUCGUAACACAUAUGGAUUUCAAAGUUCUCAUCUUCUACACUAUAUAAUUAUUCAUAUAGAAAUGAAAUUGAAGCGCAUACAUGUUCAAUGACAGAAGAAUAGUCUCAACAGCUAGAAUAGUUAGUCGUCUAAGAAACUGUGUGCUCUUUUAGAACCAUUGAAAUUUUAUGAAGAUAUAGAAAUCAAUAAGAAAAUAGAAUAUACCGUACAUACGAGCCAAACUUUUUGAAUAGACGAUUGUUCAUUCGAAAUCCAGUUCAACAUUUUCUAAUUAAACCUCCGCCUACGAAAAUAGAUUCGCAACACCAUUAUACCCUCGACCAUUCGUUUCUGAAAAGUUCGAGUAUAAAUGAUGUUAUAUAGAAUUUCCAAUUCUUAUAAUACUGCUUUUAAACUCUCAAGUAUUUAUCAUUAUUUUCAUGAUUUAUGACUGUAUAUGUAUACAUACGUUGAAAAUAUAUAUUGACCUCUUUGCGAAGUUUAGUUUUUGAGAGAAACUUGUUAUGCUCAUCGGACAUUUCAUUCUGAGUAGAUAACAGUUUAAUAAAUUAAAAGACAAAAAAAUUAUAAUGUAAGCAACCACUGUAAAAAAAUUUUAUGUUAAAGCUCACGGGUGUUGUGCAACUCAACAUAUGUAUCCGCAAUAUUUUUUUAAGUACGCAGCGAAGAUUGAGUAGGCAUACAAAAUGUAUUUUCAUGCGAGGUUAAACAAUAAAUGUGCACGCGAGUCUGUUUUGCUGAUAGAUAAAUUUUCUUGCGGAAAUAAUAAGAAAAAAAAAAUAAUAAUGUAAUAGAAAUUUAAAAGUGCUUAUUAUGCUCAAAACCAAACUCGCAAUGAUUCGUGAUAUGUGUAAGAGCGAUGAGUUAAGUUGUCGGUCGAAUUAGUAGUUCCUUAAUAUAUUGUAGGCCAAUUUGUAUAUUGAGA
Messenger RNA from Phymastichus coffea, 3511 nucleotides. RefSeq lists its product as uncharacterized. The record is from RefSeq and is a predicted model, not a curated record. The transcript is spliced from 4 exons. Bases 159 to 1547 code for a protein of 462 amino acids. Lineage: Eukaryota; Metazoa; Arthropoda; Insecta; Hymenoptera; Eulophidae.